This is a messenger RNA of Plasmodium coatneyi, 1452 nucleotides long. RefSeq lists its product as uncharacterized. The transcript has a single exon. The record is from RefSeq and is a predicted model, not a curated record. Lineage: Eukaryota; Apicomplexa; Aconoidasida; Haemosporida; Plasmodiidae. Bases 1 to 1452 code for a protein of 483 amino acids.
AUGAAGUACGUACCCCCCCACAUGAGGGCCCAAACGGAGGCCAAGGAAAAAAAGGAAGCAGAAGCAGAGAAGCUGGAACAGUUAAAGGAGAAAAUCGAAAACGCAAAGGAGGAAAAAGACAUUGACAGUGACAGCUCGACGGAAGGAGAUGACUUUGAAAUUGUACUAAACAGUGUGGUGAUCAGUCAGAUAGCGAAAAACAAAGACCUGAGAGGAGAGUUGCUAGGAUAUUACAUAAAAAAUGGGGAUGAAAAAAAAAAAAAAAAAAAAAAAAAAAAGGGAAAAAGUGGAAAUAACGAGGAAGAAGAAGAUGGAGCGGGCAAUAAAAGGAAAAAUGACAACGACGAAGAAGAUGACGAAGAUUAUGAUGACGACGACGAUACGGAUGAUGAUGAUGAGGAAGAUGAUAGAAAAAGAAAAGAUACAGCAAAGGAUAAGAGAAAGGGUAAAAAAAAUGACCCAAAAAAAUUAAACGUCAUAGAAAUUAACCAAUCGUUCUGUGUGUGCAACACUGAAGACAUAUGCAUAGACAAAAUAUCGAAGAUCACGAACAAGUAUCAGAUUGCAAAGCAAAGACAAACGGAGCUGCUAAAUAAUUUAACCUUAUAUUUUAAUAAAAAUAAAUAUGAAGAAGAGGGAGAAAAAUAUAUAAGUGACGUAAACGCAUAUUAUGACGAUUAUGUUAAUAUUAUGGCAGAGCUAAAUUUCGAUACAACUUCCUUCGGAUUUUACGUUAACAUUUGCGACAUUAAGAAGAAGGAUGUGUUGGCCACAUUGUUGAUGUGUUCCCUAAUUAACAAAAAUUCCUUUGUCCUUUGCUUUAGUGAAAAAUAUGGAAAAUUAAUUUUCUCUGCAUACAAAAUAGACGUCGAUGUGGUGUUCGAAAUAAAGAACCAAAUAAAAAAUGGGACAUUUAAUCAGUUCAAUGAUAUUUUGAACGUUGAAUUGAAGAAAAAGGGACUGAACAGUAAAACGAUUUUGCAGAAAAUCCCCAUUCGUAUAAAAAACUCCGUUAUAAGUUCCCUCUUUUUGAAGGUACUUAAAAAUAAAAACAAGAAUUUUGUGUCCUCUAUGGAUUAUUUAAACGCACAGGAGGUGGACUCUCUCGAAAGUUACAUCCACGAUACGUGCAAAUCCCUCGAGUUGCUAAAAACGGAACAAGACAAAAUGAUCAAAUAUAAGAAGGACGUCUUCAAGCAACUACAGACACAGAAAAUUUAUCAGGAAAAGAAAAAACUCGAGAAAGAAAAAAAUAAAAUUGAACACGACAAUCAGGAGACAAACGAAGAAGACAUUAACAUGCAGAAUAUUUUUAAGAACAUCCCGCAGCCAUCUUUACUGUUCCCCUACGUGCUGACCAUGAGCAAUAACCUGCUAAACGAUAAUAUCAACAAUUUGUGCAGCCAUGCCAUUGCCAAGUCGUACUUGUACUACAAGAAUGCGAAGCCGUGA